Messenger RNA from Dunckerocampus dactyliophorus (ringed pipefish), 6707 nucleotides. RefSeq names its product tetratricopeptide repeat, ankyrin repeat and coiled-coil containing 1b (gene tanc1b). NCBI's taxonomy places the organism in Eukaryota, Metazoa, Chordata, Actinopteri, Syngnathiformes, Syngnathidae. The transcript is spliced from 26 exons. Gene Ontology annotation, molecular function: protein binding. The record is from RefSeq and is a predicted model, not a curated record. Bases 203 to 5803 code for a protein of 1866 amino acids.
GCCUCCCGGCACAGAUGACCUCAUGCUGGGAAGGAGGAGGAGUCCAGCGUCCGCUCAGUCUACCUUGGUGGUGCAUCAAGUGGGAGCUUGUGUAUGGAGUUACAUUCAAGUACCGAGGAAAAGUUGUUUUUAAGAGGGCGCUUACUCCCAUGACAUUUAUCAGCUUCAAGGUCUCUGCAGAGGGGAUUCCAGGAAAAUUGCCAUGUUCAGGGCAGUUCUGAAAAAGAACAGAGAUGGAGGCAAGGCGAGCAGGAAGGAUUCAGGAGAUAUUCAUAGCCACAGUACCCAAAGAAGAUUCCCACCUGAAGGAAACCCUCAGCCCCCAGGCCUUGGCAGCGGCCACCCUAAUGUUCCAGAUGAUGUUUUCAGACUAAGCCUUGCUAAGGGAGCGUCUAUGUCUCUGCCCUCUUCACCUCUUCUUCCACGACAGUCCUACAUGUUGCCAUUACGACAGAGCAAAAGAUCUCCAGGUCCAGUCAGGAAGCCCAAGUAUGUGGAGAGUCCUCGCGUCCCUUCUGAUGCCAUUGUUUCAGCGCUGAGGAAAGUGGGUGACAAGAAGGAGUCCCCCCACAAUGAGCGUCAAACAGAGAAACAGCCAAGCUCCUCCUCCUCCUCCUCCUCCUCCCCCGCCACUCAGGAACUGAUGACAAGGCUGGGCUUCUUACUGGGAGAAGGCAUCCCAGGUUCGGCGCGCAUACCCAUGGACGACAAGAAUGAAAAGAAGUGCUCGAUGACAAGCCAGGGCAUCAGCCCCUGUUCCACGCUAACCAGCAGCACUGCAUCGCCCUGCACUGACAGCCCGUGUUCCACACUCAACAGCACCAUAAGCCGCCCCCCUCUCAGUCACGCCAGCCCUUGUGGAACCAUCACCAGCCCCAGCUCCACGCUCGAGAGUAAGGACAGUGGAAUAAUAGCCACUAUCACCAGCUCCUCGGAAAAUGACGACCGAAGUGGCUCCAGCCUGGAGUGGAGCAAGGAUGGCAGCCUGAGAGGCAACGGUCGCCAUGGCCUGGCACAGACUAUGCGGGCUGACACCUGCUCUCCUGUGGCGGAAGAAGACUCCAACAGCGCGUCUGCCACGUCGCCCGACAACCCUGCCAGGACAGACCAGCAGCAGCAUGGUGGCGCAUCGGCGGUUGCUGUAGGACCGCCACAAUCAUCAUGUCACACGUCAGAUGGACUAAAUCAAUACUCGCAACAGACAUCCUCUCUCAUGAUGAUGCCGAGGCCCAACUCUGUAGCAGCGACCAGCUCCACAAAGCUGGAAGACCUGAGCUAUCUCGAUGAACAACGCAACACACCCCUGCGGACAUCCAUUCGCCUCCCUUGGCACAACACAGGGGGAAGGCCACCUCAGGACUCUAAAGGUGAUUACAGUGUGUUCUUACUGAACCAGAAUUUCAAUGCUUUUAGGUACAAUGUCGCUAAUUCCUGUCAUUUGUGUCAAACUUUAGGUCGCUUCUCUCCCUACAAGCCCGUGGACAUCAUGCUCAAGCCUUUAUUGUUUGAGGUGCCCAGCAUCACCAUGGAUUCUGUGUUUGUGGGCCGGGAUUGGCUUUUCCAGAAGCUGGAAGACGUCUUGAAGGGCAGUGAGUCCACAGAGAGCCACGGCGCUGUGGUGGUGGGCAGCGUGGGUUACGGGAAGACGGCAAUCAUCUCCCGGCUGGUGGCACUGAGCUGCCAUGGAGGACGCAUGCGGCAGAUUGCAUCUAACAGUCCCAGUGCCUCCCCUAAAAGUGGCGUAGGGUCAAGCUCAGAGCUUCCUCUUAGCCAGCCGCCACAGCCCACUCCACCCUCCAGUGCUACCAACACAUUGAGAACCAACAGCUGCCCUGGGACCCCCGAAAUCCAGCGGCGUAGGGAAGAGGCUGUCAAACGGCUGGCCGCUAAGGUUGUGGCAUAUCACUACUGCCAAGCAGACAACACUUACACUUGUUUGGUACCAGAGUUUGUGCACAGCAUUGCCGCCCUGCUGUGCCGAGCACACCAGCUUAAUGCAUACCGGGAACUCCUGCUGAAAGAGCCCCACCUUCAGAGCAUGCUCAGUCUGCGCUCCUGUGUCCAAGACCCGAUGGCUGCUUUCCGGAGGGGUGUUCUCGAGCCCCUGGGCAACCUUCGUAAAGAACGGAAGAUUCCAGAGGAGGAUCUCAUCAUCUUGAUAGACGGACUGAACGAAGCUGAAUUCCAUAAGCCAGACUAUGGAGACACCAUUGCCUCCUUUAUUACAAAGAUCAUACCCAAGUUUCCUCCCUGGUUAAAAGUGGUGGUCACUGUUCGUGUCAGCUUACUGGAGAUCACCAGCCUUCUGCCCUUCUCUAACAUCUCACUGGAUGACUUUGCGGACAACAAAGAGAUAAGCAAUGACCUUAACGCCUAUAUCCAGUACCGCAUUAGCGGCACCAAGGAUAUCAUAAACAACAUUAGUCUCAAUGGUAAAGCGGAUCCGAUCACCAUAGGAAAACUCAGUAGCCACCUGAUCUCUCGCAGUCAGGGUUCCUACCUGUAUCUCAAACUCACCCUGGAUCUAUUUGAGAGGGGCCACUUGGUAAUCAAGAGUUCCAGCUACAAAGUUGUGCCCGUCUCGCUGGCCGAGCUCUACCAGCUGCAGUGCAACAUGAAGUUCAUGACAAACUCAGCCUUUGAGCGCUCUCUGCCCAUCCUCAACGUAGCGCUGGCCUCGCUGCACCCCAUGACCGACGAGCAGCUGUUCCAGGCCAUUAAUGCUUGCAAUAUCCAAGGCGAGCUGCACUGGGAGGACUUCCAGCAACGCAUGGACUUGCUCUCAGGCUUCCUCAUCAGACGUCGCGACAAGACGCGCAUGUUUUGCCACCCUUCCUUCAGAGAGUGGCUCGUGUGGAGGGCGGAUGGAGAGAGUACGGACUUCCUCUGCGACCCGAGGGCUGGUCAUGCUCUCAUUGCAUUCAUGCUGUCCCGUCAAGAAGGGAAACUGAAUCGACAACAGACCAUGGAAUUGGGACACCAUAUUCUCAAGGCACAUAUCUUCAAGGGCCUAAGUAAGAAAACAGGUGUGUCCUCCAGUGUGCUGCAAGCUUUGUGGAUCAGCUGCAGUGCCGACGGCCUUUCUGCAGCCUUGGCAUCCCUGAGGAACCUUUACACUCCCAACGUGAAGGUGAGCCGUCUGCUGAUGCUGGGUGGAGCCAAUGUCAAUUACCGCACCGAGGUGCUGAACAACGCACCGGUCAUUUGCGUCCAGUGUCACCUCGGCCACCAGGAGAUCGUCUCCUUGCUGAUGGAGUUUGGCGCCAGCGUUGAGGUGGUGUCUGAAAAUGGUAUGAAUCCACUGUGCUACUCGGCAGCCGCAGGACACCUGGGCCUCGUCAUGAUGCUGUGCAAGCGGGGGGCCAUGGUUGACCAUGUGGAUAAGAGUGGCCAGUGUGCUCUUGUGCACGCCGCUCUCCGAGGACAUCUCGAGAUUAUCCAGUACCUGCUUGAGAUGGAAUGGAGCGCCGAGGGGCAGCAGGAGGACAGCGCUUUGAAGAGCAAAGCCCUGCAGCAGGCUUUGAUAGCAGCGGCCAGCAUGGGGCACACACAGGUUGUAAGGGGCUUGCUGGCAGUGAAUAAUGAGUACGCUGUGCAAAUUGAUAGCCACGACACUCUGUGGGGAGAGACAGCAUUGACAGCAGCAGCCGGCCGAGGGAAGAUGGACGUCUGCAGCUUUCUGCUGGAGCAGGGGGUAAUGGUGCAGCAGGUCAACCGGCGGGGGGUGUCUCCUCUAUUCUGUGCCGUCAGGCAGGGACACUGGCAGAUUGCAGAGCUGCUGUUGCAGCACGGUGCGGACAUUAACAUCAGUGACAAACAGGGCAGAACAUUGCUGAUGGUGGCGGCCUGCGAGGGUCACCUAACUACUGUUGAGUUUCUUCUCUCGAAAGGUGCAUCUUUGACUUCCAUGGACAAGGAAGGGCUGACGGGCCUCAGCUGGGCGUGUUUAAAAGGACAAAAGAACGUCGUGCAGCUUUUAGUGGAGAAAGGCUCAGUGAUCGACCACACCGAUAAAAAUGGGCGAACUCCGCUGGACCUGGCUGCCUUCUUUGGAGAUGCAGAGAUUGUCCAGUAUUUGGUGGAAAAAGGAGCGGUGGUGGAGCACGUGGACUACAGCGGGAUGAGGCCCCUGGACCGAGCCAUUGGCUGUCGGAACACAUCAGUAGUGGUCACCCUGCUGAAGAAAGGGGCCAAGCUGGGCCACAGAACGUCUCCUUACGAUCGAUCAGGGAACGCUGCUUGGGCCAUGGCGACCUCCAAACCUGAUAUCCUCAUCAUCCUGCUUCAAAAGUUGAUGGAGGAAGGGAACCUGCUUUACAAGAAAGGCAAGAUGAAGGAGGCGGCUCAGAGGUACCAGUACGCUUUGAGGAAGUUUCCCAGGGAGGGCUUUGGCGACGACCUGAAGGCGUUCAAAGACCUGAGGGUCUCUCUGUACCUCAAUCUCUCCCGCUGCCGCAGAAAAACCAACGACUUUGGGAUGGCUGAGGAGUUUGCAACAAAAGCACUGGAGCUGAAACCAAAAUCCUAUGAGGCCUACUACGCUCGUGCACGCGCUAAGAGGAGCAGCAGGCAGUUUUCUGCGGCACUCGCUGACUUGCACGAAGCAGCCAAGUUGUGUCCCAACAACCGCGAGAUCCGUCGCUUGCUGGCCCGUGUGGAGGACGAGUGUAAACAGAUGCAGCGCGCUCAGACCAAAGGAAGCUUGGACGGAGCCACGAUGGGCGCCGCCUGCAGCCAAGCCUCGGGAGGUCCCGACUCUGACCAGGAGCAUGAUGAAGGUCAGGAGGAGUCUUCUGAGUGGAGCCAGAGAGACAUCCUGGAGGAAGACAUCGGCGAGCGGACGGCGGAGGCGUGCCGGUCGUUUAGCAGAGCGUCUGAAGGUGCCGGAAGCAACGUGAGUCAUCACAACCCCGGCAGGCUUCCUCCUCACCGCUACCCUCGGGAGCACCGGGACGCCAUGACCCCUCAAGGCCUGGUGCUGCAGCCCACCAAGCAGGCCCAGAUUGUCAAGACCAACCAACACAUGAGCUCCAUGCAGGCAGGGGGCGGAGCCAAAUCCCAGUAUGCUCCUUCCAGCCCGUUACCUAGCCGACACAUGUCCAGCAUGCUGAAGCCCGGUCCAGGAAUCGACAUCAGUCCGCUCCCGACUCCGACCGAUGAGCCGGUCUAUGGGACCCGCUUGACUCACUGUGACGAGAGCCUGCACUCCUCUCAGGCCUCAAAGGUUCUGUCGGCACACUCCGCCUCCUCUCUGGAUGUCUGCUCAGGUCCUGGUGCACAUCCUGAGGCGAGCAAGGAGGCAGGCAUGCGUGUGUCCAGCUCCACCAGCAGCUUGGCCUCCAGCAGCAGCCUGUCAGACAGCGGCAAGCUGGGCCCGGAUGUCCGCUCCAAAGACAAGUCCAAACACGGCCAGCAGGGCGGCACCCCAGCAGAGUACAAGCCCAGACCCUUCAUGGGCGUCACAGACAAGACAGCCCGCUUUCAGCAGCCGGUCGCUCGCAGCCGGAUCGCCUCAGACGCGCCAUCACUCGACAUCGAGCCACCAUAUGGGAAAAUGGCGAGCUCUUACCACGAGCAGCACAGAGCGCCGCCUGCAGCUGUCAUGGCCGCCAUGAGUAGCGUGCAGAAUGGCAUGCAGCAUGCCAAGGAGUACUCCUUCUGCCAAGCCGCCAACUGUUACAAAGAGUCCAAGCCGGCGCUGCAGCACGCCUUCAUGGACGCCAAGUCCAAGCAGGGCGCCAACCCCGCCCUUCACAUCACGUCCAUGAAGCCAAAGCGAUCCUUUAUCGAGUCCAAUGUGUAGGAGAAGCAAGGAGAAACCUUGACGCUUCUGUUACAAGAUUGCCACUUUGCACUGACGGUUGGGCGGGGGAGGGCGGGGCCAUGUGGACGGAACGUGUCCACAGAGUCCUGACGAGAGAAGAAACAGAAGCGGUCAUUCCGGUGUUCCAGCAAGCUUCCUCCUGUUGUGUCUUUGUAGAAAUAUGUACUUUUUCCAUCCUUUUUUGAGUUUUAUGCACAAUGUUUAAAAAGGAAAAAGCACAUUUGUUAAAUAUGUUUGUACAGGAGAAGAAUCAGCAUUAACACAGACUUGAAAGUCUCUGGUGUAUCUGCUUGUUGUUGCUGUCUAGAUUAAUUUAUUUACCAAUGGCUUCAAUGUAAGAGCAAUAUAUUUUAUAUAGUUAUUUUUGCACAGCUACUAAGACAUUUUAAGGAUUCUCGUAUCUUAUUGGGUUUAAGUGCAUGCUACGUUUCGCAGUUUACGUUAUAUCUCAUUUGGGGUCCCAUUCACUCUAAUUUCAUAUGGAUGUUCAACGCAACUGUUCAAUGCCAUGUUUGAUUGUUUUCAGUAUUGUGAGCUUUGCUAGCUGUGAUCACAUACUGUAAAGGAGUUCUGCUGCCAUGGCAACCAUGGCAGACAAAUAAAAGACCCGCUGAGGGACAACAGACACGUCUACUUUGACUUGUUCCAAAAACAAGGAAAAAACAGUGUGCUAAUACAAGGAAGGUGAUUUGUUUUAUUUGAUAUUCUUAUUUGACACACAGUUUUAAGUUGAUUAAACUCACUUUUAAUGUUCUCAUACAUACAACAUCAUCCACUUAUUUGGGUGGAAAUCUGUAAAAAAACACUUUCCUUACAUUAUAUGCCCAAUAUUGCAUCAUGAUUCUAACCUCUGAUCAAAAAUGACGUCAUAUCAAUAUUGGAC